Molecule: messenger RNA, 954 nt
Organism: Tinamus guttatus (white-throated tinamou)
Lineage: Eukaryota; Metazoa; Chordata; Aves; Tinamiformes; Tinamidae
Source: RefSeq, a predicted model, not a curated record
AUGCCGUGGCAGGGCAGCGCGGCGGCGCUGGGCACGGCACUGCUGGUGCUGGCACUGGCCCGGGCGCAGAACUACGACUACUACAGCUGGCAGCCCGAGAGCCAGCCCCAUGGGCGCUACUACGGCCGCGAGCCGCAGUGCGUGGACAUACCGGCCGACAUGCAGCUCUGCCGCGACGUGGGCUACAAGCGCAUGCGCUCAGGGCUGGCGGCAGCAGGCGCGGGGGGCACCUUCACCCCUGUGCAACCUUUGCUCCUUCUGCUGCUCACCCCCUGGUUUGGCAGUCAGCCAUGGGCAGGAGCUGGCCCCGGAGCUGGCCCUCAGCAGCAGAGUGGCCACGAUGCUGGCUCGUGUCUCCCUGCAGUGUCCAAGAUCUGCACCCAGUGCGAGAUGGAGCACAAGGCGGAUGGCAUGAUGGAGCAGAUGUGCUCCAGUGACUUCGUGGUGAAGAUGCGCAUCAAGGAGAUGACGGAGGAGAACGGGGAGCGGCGCCUCGUGGCCGCCCAGAAGAAGAAGGUGCUGAAGCUGGGCCCGCUCAAGCGCAAGGACACCAAGAAGAUGGUGCUGCACAUGAGGAACGCGGGCGCCUGCCCCUGCCCGCAGCUCGACAGCCUCAGCGGCAGCUUCCUGGUGAUGGGCCGCAAGGCAGGCGGUCGCCUGCUCCUCCCCGCCAUCUACCCCUGGCAGAAGCACAACAAGGAGAUGAAGUUUGCUGUCAAGUUCAUGUUCUCCUACCCCUGCCCCCUGUACCACCCUCUGCUCUAUGGGGCCGGGCAGCGCUAGGGCCCUGCCUGCCUGCCCUGUCCCAGGACUCCUGCCCGCACCGAUGGGGCCAGAGCUCUGACCCUGCUCUGCGCCCCGGGACCCUCGGCUGCACCCCGGAUCCCUGGCUGCACCCCUGGGGCCCCUGCUCUUCAUCCCUGGGAUUCCCAGCUGCAUUUGUGGGAGCCUAGA